Westerdykella ornata is the source of this 1011-nucleotide messenger RNA. RefSeq lists its product as uncharacterized. NCBI's taxonomy places the organism in Eukaryota, Fungi, Ascomycota, Dothideomycetes, Pleosporales, Sporormiaceae. The transcript is spliced from 3 exons. The record is from RefSeq and is a predicted model, not a curated record. The coding region runs from base 1 to 1011 and encodes 336 amino acids.
AUGGCUCGAUUCCUGCUGUCUGCCGGGCUUCUGUAUCCUUUCUUCACCUCUGUGCAACUUGGUGUGCGGGCAACCACGGCUGGUAUUGCAAACCAUCCGAACUUCCUGGGCGAAAUUGCUGCCUUCCAGGAUUAUGAAGUUCUAAGUGUUCAUCAGGAGGGCGAUGAAGACGUUAGCCACCUUCAAAAGCGAGCUGGCCAUGAUGAAAGCUGUGAGGAAACGGAUUGUGUGAUGUACACUGGCUGGGAAGAGGACAGAAAGUUUACGUGUACUUCCUCUCAAAACGAAGAGGAAGAAGGAGGUGACAAUCUAAAUGAACGUUCCCUCGUCAACCGGGGGAGCAGGAAAUAUAAAACGCAUCCCGAUAGCGUCUCCAAACGGUGCUACGAUGCUGAGCAUGUUUUGGAAUGGAAUAUGCUCGCCGAGUUUCUACAGGAAGAGGGUUAUAAGGAUGAUGCCAAAAGCCGAUGUCACUCUAUCCUUGAAUUCUUCGAAGGGAAAAUGGAAAGAGAAGACAUCAAGGUAAAGGUCGCCAAAGUCUACAAUAAAGCACUAGCCAAAGGUGAUCAUUUCGACUACGAAGAGAAAACGUUCGUUUCCAGUAAGAUAAAGGAUGAUCCAAGACCGAUAGACUGGAUCACGCAUCAGUGGCCUGGCACGAAGAAGGGGAACACUCCUAAUCCCUGGGAAUACGAACUGGUUCUUCUCAUGAAGGAUGUCAAUAUAAAAAAGGAAAACAUGAGCCAGAAGAACCAAGCAAAUAACGAUACGCUGGAAUGGCUCUUCGUAAGCAAGACAUUCAACAGAAAAGACGGUCAAACAAAAUGGCCAAAGAAUGAAGGGAAAUGCGCCGCCAUAUACUGCUUCAACACGGUGAUAGGCAUCGCGCAGUAUCAUAAUAACCCUUAUAUACAGGAAAUAAUGCGCGCUCAGGUUAACCAAGUAGGGGAUGCCUUCGAGUAUCGGGAGACUAAAGUCUUGCCCGGCCGAAUGCGCGCCGUUCCAGUAUAG